CAGCUAUCAGACUAAUCAUUCUCCAAAACCCAAAAAGGCAUACGUAAUAUAGAAGAGGAUUUAGAUUUAGGAGGAUGCAGAACACUAAGGUGGCUAGUGGUGGCUCAUGGGUAGAUGUGCAUUAGUGCUUUUUUGGCAGCGCAGUGGCGUUGGUGUUGGUAGGAGGAGCAUGAAAGGACUAAAGAGCAGUGUUGUGUUGGAGUGGCCCGGGUGGGUAUGGUUGGUGUAGCCUUACCUGCCCUUAACCGAUUCCAAUGCAAGUCAGAGCAAUCAGUCAAGCAAAGCCUCUCUCUCUCUCUCUCUCUCCAUUCAUCUCCUUAUUUGGAGCUUCAUCCCCACGCAGUGAUUGAGAAAUAACACAAGGCAUUGUCCCCUUAGAUUCCACUGUUGCUGCGUCCCCGUUUCGAAAUCUCAUCUCUUGUCUAUUUCCAUCUGCCUCUUUUCUCCUUGUUUAUUGUCUUUAAGCUCCACAAUUCUUUGUUUUCUGUUCAGUUAGGUGGGGCUGUUCACCUUACUUUUGUCAGGAUUCUCUUUGCUAGGCCUUUCCUCUGUCCCACAAGGCUUACAAAAAGUCUAUAGAAGCAAAGAAUCAAAUCACCCUCCACACAGCCACUAUAAUCUAUAUGCAAGGAAACACAACCAGAAUCUCUAUCUUUUGAAGAAUUUGCUCUCUUUAGCCUUUUUCACCCCAGAUGAAGACAAUUAUGGCCAAGACCCCUCACGACUCUUCUUUCUCUUUCUCCAGGAGGUAUUUCAACUGGAGAAAAAAGGUUGUUGAAGUUGAAGAUGAUGAUGAGGAAAUCUUAACUUUCAACUCCUCCUCACAUUUCUCUUGUGGGGAGGAGUUGAAAGAUGAUCAGGAAUUUAGAAUCUCGCUGCCCUCUGAAGAGAUGCCUUCUGGAGUACGAGCACCCAGGAAAAAGCUUCCUAUUGUAGCUGUUUCUAAGCUCCGAUCAGCUCUUACUGUUUUCAGCAAAGGCCGACCAACAUAUCACUCAGGUCUAGGAACCAAAUUGAUAGGUACUCUUUUUGGGUAUCGUCGGGGUCAUGUCCAUUUUGCACUCCAAGAUGAUGCCAAACUGAAUCCAGCUUUCUUGAUUGAGCUUGCAACGCCAACUAGUGUAUUAGUCCGGGAAAUGGCUUCUGGGUUAGUGAGAAUUGCUUUAGAGUGUGAAAAAAAGCCACAGAAAAAAGCUGGAAAGUUGGUGGAGGAGCCUCUAUGGAGGACUUAUUGCAAUGGCAAGAAAUGUGGGUAUGCAAUGAAGCGUGAGUGUGGUCCUGAAGAGUGGAAGGUGUUGAAGGCUGUGGAGCCAAUUUCAAUGGGUGCUGGCGUGCUGCCGGGGAAUGGAGCAGGGUCCGAAGGGGAACUCAUGUAUAUGAGAGCCAGGUUUGAGAGAGUUGUGGGUUCAAAAGACUCGGAAGCAUUUUACAUGAUGAAUCCUGAUGGGUCUGGAGGUCCUGAACUCAGUGUUUAUUUGCUUAGAGUUUAGGUUUAUUGCCAAUAAGUGGGGAAGCAUCAGCAAUCCAUCCAUCCACUUUCAUGGUGCUUUUUCUUUUGUGCUUCUGAUGUUUUUUUUUUUUUUUGAACUUCAUUUCGGUUUUUGGGAUUAAUAGUAGCUUAUAUCAUGCUUAGUAAUCUCUAGGAAAUUUGGUGAAGCAGAACAAGAAUGGUAUGGUAGAUGGGUGUGGGGUAUAAUUAUGUAUAGGUGAAGGAAAUGGUUUCAUAAAAGGAUGGUGGAACUGGUUUAGCCUUUAUGGGCAAUGGAUCUUGGCGCAGAUGAGAUUGCAUUUAUAAACCCUUCUUUUCUCCAUUUAAAA
This is a messenger RNA of Manihot esculenta (cassava), 1818 nucleotides long. RefSeq names its product protein MIZU-KUSSEI 1. Lineage: Eukaryota; Viridiplantae; Streptophyta; Magnoliopsida; Malpighiales; Euphorbiaceae. The transcript has a single exon. The coding region runs from base 693 to 1490 and encodes 265 amino acids. The record is from RefSeq and is a predicted model, not a curated record. Gene Ontology annotation, biological process: hydrotropism.